AUGAAUACUCAUUUUGGUCAAAAUCGAAAGGACAUUAAAAUCACGAUUGAUCCAAGUUAUAAUGGGGUAGCAUAUGCUGGUGGUGGACAAAUUGUUAUUAGCGCUGCAUGGUUAAGAAAUAAUCCCGAAGAUUAUGAUGUUGUCACACACGAAGGUAUGCACAUUGUGCAAAGUUAUAAUCGUGGUGAUCCAGGAUGGUUAAUCGAAGGUAUUGCUGAUUACUGUCGAUGGAAAUGGGGUGUUAAUAAUGGCAGAGCUGGUUGGUCAUUACCCGAUUUUCAACGUGGCCAACAUUACACAAAUGCGUACCGUGUUACAGCUAGAUUUUUGGUUUGGUUAGAACGUAAGAAAAAUGGAAAUAUUGUAAAACAAUUAGAUACAGCAUUGAGAUCCAACACAUACAGUGGAAAUUCAUGGAAUUCAUUUGCCGGACAAGGAGUUGAUCAACUUUGGACAGAAUAUUCAAAUAAUCCUGCUUGCUUUUGUGAAGAAGAAUUACAAGAGUUAUUGAUGUCGAUGUUCUCCAAUUCAACAGCACAUGAUGAGUUGAACGACGAAGAAUCAAUCUAUAUCAAAACAGUUUUCAAAAAUGCUAAUGUAUAUGUGACAGAAGAAAUGAAAAAAGCGUUUAAAUCCGAUGAUCAUAUCGAUAUUCAAUAUUUUCAAACAGCGAACGCUAUCCGAAUGAGAUUGUCAGUGUUCAAAGAAGAUUUUGAACGAAACAUCGAUAACUCAACAGGCCUUGUCCAACUCCAGAAUGAUAAAACAGCAGUCGGCAUAAUUCAACGUAUUUUGCUCGUCUCCAGCGAAAUAGUAUAUUUCGAAAUGAAUUAG
Molecule: messenger RNA, 834 nt
Organism: Didymodactylos carnosus
Lineage: Eukaryota; Metazoa; Rotifera; Eurotatoria; Philodinida; Philodinidae
Source: the annotation of a GenBank genome assembly